This is a messenger RNA of Anoplopoma fimbria (sablefish), 3590 nucleotides long. It is a transcript of the gene bcl2l13, whose product is annotated as BCL2 like 13. The transcript has 7 exons. The coding region runs from base 214 to 1806 and encodes 530 amino acids. Lineage: Eukaryota; Metazoa; Chordata; Actinopteri; Perciformes; Anoplopomatidae. Gene Ontology annotation, cellular component: mitochondrion. Gene Ontology annotation, biological process: regulation of apoptotic process; apoptotic process. The record is from RefSeq and is a predicted model, not a curated record.
UUUCGCCUCCAGAGCACACACUGUCCUAGUGCUGCUGCCGCCUGCCAGUGGUGCUCUGCUCUCUUCAGCUGCUGCUGCAGGGGACUGUGUCGCAUAUUUUCCAUUCAACCUGUCGUCUGUCUGCACCUGUUUGCCUUUGGUCAGGGACGGUGAGACGUCCAGCAAUUGACUGUAAAAACGCAUGUGCCUGAGAGUCUGGCACACGUCUGUUCAAUGGCCACCUCAGGCCCCACCUAUUCUGCCUCCAUCACUGCCGCUGUGCCUGAGGGUUUCCAUUAUGAAACCAAGUACAUUGUGCUCAACUACCUGGCAAUGUUGCCUGCUAGUAGAUCACAUGCGCUAACCUUUUCUGAAGGAGUUUCCCAAAGUGAGAGCGAGAGGCGCACAAUGAUAAAAGCGCAUGAUGAAAAGCUGGACGAUGAAAUCGCUGCAUCUUUUUCCACAACAGGCUUUGACCGGCACACAUCACUGGUGUUUAAUCCGACCUUCCCAGAAACCUCUAUUGAAGACUGCCUUGCUGCAAUGGGAGACCGAGUGUCCGCGGAGCUUGACACACACCUGGCAGCAGCUGUACACACACUCCUUGCAGGGCCUCUGGACUACCAGAGAUUCAGAGACACAACGCGGGAUCUCUCCAUACACACAAAGGGAGGCUGGAGCAAUGUGCUAGUACCUUUGGUGCUGCUCCAGGCUUUACAAAGCGAAGGCCAGUCACUGACAACUCUGUUACAACUGGGGGUGCGCUUCCUAGAGGAGGACGAAGCUGGCUACAUCAUCCAGCAAGGGGGAUGGGGUGAAAUCUUCAGCCUCGAGCCAGAGGAGGACCGAGGUGUGACCAUCGCUGAAGACAGCAACGACAUUUACAUCCUCUCAGGGGACCAGCAUCCGGACCAGCUCAGCCCCCCCUCCUCGCUGCUCUGCUCUGGAGACAUCAGCAGUGAACAGAGCUCCUGGCAGACAGAAAGCUUACCCGUGUCUCUGGCCGGCCACGAGUCUUGGGCACAGGUCGGUGUGAUGGACCCCGAAGACGUCAAGAGCCUGGACAGCAAUGAGGGCGCGGCUCUGGCUGAGGAGCGCAGCGAAAACAACUCCUCCAACUCGGACAUUGUCCACGUCGAGCGCGAAGAUGCGGAGCUGCUCGACGAAGGAGGUGACGUCGGAGCAAUAGACGAAAGCAUGAUGAGUGUUUUGGGCACAGAGAGUGAUCUGGCUGAGCUCAGGGAAGAAUUUAGGGACCAGACUCCACCUGUUCCAGUGUCAGCGGAGGCAGACCCGGCCUCCCUGCUUUCACUAGAGGACCCGGUUGUAAUAGAGACGCCUGCAAGCUUGUCGGCGGAGCCCUCCCACGUCUCCUUAGAACCAGAGCUGCCUCCCCCUCCCUUUGAGCCCGAACCAGCAGCCCCUUUAUCUGUUCCUGCAGUGGAACCGGAGCCUGAGCCAGAACCAGCUGCUGAAACAGCCCCAGUGUCUGCUGAGGUGGCACCCCAAUCUCUAGACAAGGAAACCCCAACAGCACCAGCAGAGCCCGAUGCCACCUCAGAACCCGCUCCUGAACCAGAACAGGAGCCGGAGCCUGUCACAGUGCCUCCCCAGCCAGAGGAGCCAGAGCCAGAGAGCGUGGCAGAGGCAGAGGCCCUGCUGGCUGCACACGUUGUCCCGGAGGCCCCUGUAGAACCCCCAGCUGAGGAGUCCCCACUGCAGCCUGAACCAGAAUCAGAGCUCGAAACGAUGCUUUAUGGAGGUGCUACACUGGUGGUCCUCGCUGGUCUAAUGGCAUAUGGUAUCAUGAGCUACAGGAGGAAGUAGAAAAAAAUCUUUCUCAGGGUUGCAGAAUGUAAAUUACACAAUGUUUAAGGUAGAAAUAAAUGUAUUAGUACACACAGGGUGGGACUCUUCUGUUGGAUUUACUAAUUGAGGCUGCUUUAUCUGCUAUCCUUUUUUGAAGGUUUUAAAUCUGUGAAAAUGCCCCCUAAGGCAACCAACAUCUCCUCCUCAUCCUCAAGCUUACUGCUGUGACUCUUGGUUUGAUCCACUGCUCCAGGUGCAAACACAGAAAGAGGACAAACAAUGGCCUCCAUUGUGCUCCUUACUUUUUGGUGUUUUUCUUCCUUCUUGGUUCUUAAGACCUCAGCCCUUUAUGUACUUUGUCCCCCUUCUGCUUGUUUUGGUUUCUGUUGUUUGUUUCUUACUGUUAGGACUGUUCUGAGUCAGUGACUCUAUAUGGAAAAAUUCACUGAUAACUCUCCAUUAGCUCAUGUAAACCUCAACGCCCACAUGUACCGUUUCUGUGAGACUUCUAGCUUCCUCUCUUUCUAUGCAGCAAAGUGACAUUCAUUUACAUCUGUGAUGACUAAUUCUGAUUCUUUCCCUGAUUAACAAACCAAAUGUAUGAUAAGAAACUACUCUUUUACUACUACUUUUCAGUUUGAAACAACUUCUGACAGAGCAUGCAUAUUAGCUUAGAUUUUUGUUUCGUGUUUCCAUAUUGCACUAAAGGAUUUGUAUCACUUUACAGACAGAUAUUUUAGUUUUUGUGUAUUGAAACAAUUAUUUUGCCCAAGAUUGGAUGAAAAUCUUUAAAUAUUAAUAAAAGAUACCGUUUUGCAUCAUUAGUAGAAAUUGCAAGGAAUGUGACUGCAGCACAUAAAUUAAGUCAUCCCUUUACUGUAAACACAUUUCAGGAUUGAAUUGACUGAAUUGUGCUAUGCCACUUCCUCAGUUAAAAACACAUUUUCUCUUAAGUUUCUUUCCAGUCUAAACUUUUUCUGCUAGAUGUCUUUAGUUCUUAUUAUUUGUCUUUGUACCCUUCACUUGUCUUGCUCCACUGCUUAUAAUGUACCUGACUCAUGCCACACCUUUCCAAUGGCAAUUGCAUCUGUCCCAGUUAGUUUGUUUAAUCUGUUAGGAUAUCAAAUGAAUACCCUCCCCGAGUAGAAUGGGGUAUUGAUGGCAAAAGUGGAUUCUUCAGCGACAAUCAAGACGGCAUCAACAUGUUUGUAUGGUUUCACAUCUACAUAGGGAAUGCAGUAAUAAAGAUUUGGUUUUCGAAAGAAAGUUUCAACCUCUUGUGUUGCUAUGAAAUAAAAUAAUUUGCAUGAAUAUCACCCAGCAAAAAAUCCUUGCGGUUACUAGUGAGCCAAUAUUCAGUGCAGUGCAAGAGUUCUUAAACAGAAACUGAACCGUUCUAGAGGAAUAUCCCCUGGCCUGCUCCUCAUUCAAUGGACACAAAAUGAUUUGUCCUUCCCUUUUAAGAACUUAAGUAAUUGAGUGAGUCAUCAGUAGCACAAUUAUUAAAAGGUGACAAACUGGGUUUUGUCCACUGCUGCCCCUCCACUUGUAUAUUUUCUCUUUAAAAAAAUGUGGGGAUAUUGUGGUUAGUUUUAUCACUAUGAAAAUUCAGGAAUGGCUUAAAGAACAUUGUGUUUGAUAAACUAUUUCCAUAUAUGUCAGUCAGUGUUACACAUUAACUUCCUGAUUUCAAAGGAAAACCAUUACAGUACGGAGCAGGGUGUAUGGCAAAGGUCCCAAACAUGACACUUUGUACCUUGAGUUUCCUAUGAUGCACUGUUUGAGAUUACAAUAAUAAAAAA